AGUGGGAGAACUUGCACGAUUAGUGGUUGACUAAAUACUUAUUUGCCCCACUGUAUAUUUUGACCUGCUUAAAAACAUGCUGUCCAAAUGAGAAGAAAUUUGAAUGGAAAUUCACUUGGGUUUUAGGUUGCUAGCUUAGAUAUAUCGAUUUAGAUUUUGAAAAAAGAUUUUUCUAAUUCCAAAGGGUUAAGUUAAUGCACUUGUGAAACUCAUGAGGUUUGGUACAUUUAGCCAGGUUAAGAACCACUCAUCUACAAUGAUGCAUUUUGUUCAUCUAAUAAAUGCUCUUAGCACUUUUUUAAGUAACGCUACACUUACUUGAGUCAAAUAUUUUGCUACUCUACCCACCUCGGUACAGUCGCCAUUUUAUGAUAUUUCAUGUGCUAAAUACAGCAGUGCCUGUUGGGCAUGAGUGUGUUAAGAGUGGGCAUGUUGGUGAAUGAGGGGAUGAACAAAGUUUGUUUUGGAUGGAGGGGGUGUAGCAAAAGGGGAAAGAGCAGCAGCCCGUGAGAGGCAGCAGACAGAAGCCAACAGCAACUGGACAGAAUCAAGAUGCCCUUCCCUGACAACACGUUUGUCCCACUACUCGUCCUCGCUCUCCUCAUUGUUGCGACACAUGCCGCAAAAUGUCCGCAACAGUGUGUGUGCGACCAGAUCCAGCUCACCGUCACCUGUGUCAAUAAGAACCUGACUGAGGUUCCUCCCACGGUGGACGAGAUUACAGUGAAACUGGACCUCCGAGGGAACGACAUCCAAGAACUCCCCACUGGAGCGUUCAGACACACCCCGUACCUGACUCACCUGUCUCUGCAGCGCUGCAACAUCCGUCGGGUGAAGGAAGGCGCGUUCCGAGGCCUGGGCCGCUUGGUCUUCCUCAAUCUGGCAAACAACAACAUUGACAUCCUCUACCAGGAAUCUUUCGACGGUCUGUCCUCACUGAAACAGCUCAUGAUUGACCGAAACCGCGUUGAGGAGAUUCAACCUGGAGCAUUCGCACAGCUAGGCUUCCUCAACCUGCUCUCACUGACACACAACCAGCUGGUCUACAUCCCCAACAUGGCUUUCCAAGGCUUGCAGAACAUCAAGUGGCUUCGCCUCAGCCACAACUCUCUAAACUACUUGGACAUUGAAGCCUUCGCUGGCUUGUUCACGCUCAACCGGCUCAGUCUGGACCACAACGAGUUGCAGUUUUUUCCCACCGAAACUAUGACAAGACUGCCAGAAGUGACCCGCCUGGAUUUGAGCUACAACCCUAUGACUUACCUGGGCGAGGAAUCUGUGUCCAUGGCCAAACUAAGCCACCUCUUCCUGGACCAUAUGUCCCUGCAGGACUUGGCCAACACUGCUGUAUCCAAAUCCCCUAGUCUAACUCACUUGGACCUGAGCCACAACCAGCUACGUGUCAUCCAACCCUUCUCGGAAGGCACCCCGAAGUUGGCACGUCUCCACCUGACCGGAAACCCCGUCUACUGUAACUGCUACAUGCGUCCGCUCAGGGAAUGGGCGAUUCGUAGUAAGGUGAAGCUGGUCGGCACAUGCGCGGGGCCUUUACACCUGUCCGGGGAGCUCCUUGAGGCUAUCCAACCUCCUGAGCUACGCUGUCAGAGCCAGGAGGCCAUGCUGAAAGCAGAGUUUGAAGAGGCGAGUAGAAGAGGGCCGCCACCGACUGAAGAGCCAGAGCGCAAAGUCAAGUGUCCUUCAAACUGUGUCUGUGAGGCCGAGAUACACCAUUCCUCCUGCGAGAACCACGGCCACACCAAAGUUCCUCGAGGUUUCUCUCCCGACACGCGCCUCCUGGACCUGCGUGGGAAUAACUUUCACUACAUCCCAAGCAACAGCUUCCCUGGAGUUUCCCAGGUGGUUUCCUUGCACCUGCAACGCUGCAAGAUCGUAGAGUUGGAGGACGGCGCAUUCAGUGGCAUGAAGGGCCUCAUCUACUUGUACCUCUCGGAGAAUCUCAUCUCCUCUCUCAGCCCUGAAGCAUUUAAAGGACUCCCACAGCUGACUUACCUGCACCUGGAGAAGAACAACUUCACCAUCUUCCCAAAAGGAUCUUUUAAACUACUUCCGGGCCUUCUCGCGCUUCAUUUGGAAAACAACUCCAUUGCCAAGCUGGAAGCCAACUCUCUAAACGGUGCCGAGGGCCUCAGAGCUCUCUACCUCACUGGGAAUGUCAUAGACCACGUGUCACCUAAGGCUUUGGAGCAGGCCACUGACCUCGAUACGCUCCACCUGGCUGGCAACAAGCUCAAAGAGGUGCCUACUGAAGCCCUGAGAAAGUUGAAAAACAUGAAGGACCUCAGGCUGUCGGGGAACACCAUUCGCUGGGUGGGACCAAAUGCUUUCCAGCCUUUGGGAAUAUCACUAAGGGAGCUUUAUUUGGAUAACAUGGGGUUGGAGAAGAUGUCACAUAGCUCCUUGGCAGGCUUGGGUUCAGGUUUGAGGAGCCUUUUCCUGGAGGGCAACAAUCUGGAAGAAGUGCCAGACCUCCAUCCGCUCACCUCUUUGGAGGUCAUCAACCUAGCAGAUAACCCACUGAUGUGCGACUGCCCUCUGCUGCCACUACGCCUCUGGAUUGAGAAAGUCAACCUAAAGGUACGAGCCACCUGCGCCAACCCCCCUGAGCUGAAGGGUCGCAGGGUCAAAGACGUCCACGUUUUCAAGGCCUGCCCAGGAGGCGAAGCUCUUCCUUCUGCUCCGAGCGCUAAAACGCCCAAGGCCACGAAACCCAAGCCGAUGCACCUCAGUAGAGCUAAGCAGGGCAAGAUGCUCAAAAGUAAACUUCCCAAGAAACCAAAGACGAAAGUGGCGAAGAAAAGCAAGAGACUGAGCAUGGCGUGAAGCUGCCAAAUACUUAUGAACUCAAAUGAGAUUUGUAAAUAAGUCUUUGCAGCCUUAGUGGUAAUCAAUACACAAGCGACAAUUGGCUGGCUGGUGGCAACCACUAUACAGCAAUUACAAUUUACUAGUGUUGCACCGAUAUGGCAAUGAAAUGACAUCAGUAUCAGCGAGGACUAAGUAUAUACACUUCAAAUUUCGUGCCCUCAGUUAAUCGCGGAUUUUUUUUUCCAAUUAGAAAAUAAAGACAGAUGAGCUGUCCCGAUCCGAUCACGCAGUCUCACUCUCCCUCCUGCUCUUUUUCUUGGUCAGGCAGUGCACUGGAGUUGAUUAUUAAAGUUAGUUGAGGUUUGAUCUAGCCAGAGACGCCUGGGAGCUGAAACAUCAAAGCGCCACAUGCGUCAAUCAUCGUUUAACUUGUUAAACAGUUGCUAUGGCAACUUGUGAGUAGCUUGAGCGGAUUUGAGUGAACUCACUCAAUGAAGCAUUUAAUAAAAACAAGCAUUUUUCCACUUUAUUCUUGUUUAAAAAUAAUUCAGUGGGAAAGUAACAUGUUUAAAACUUCAAUAUUACAGCGGUCCAUCACAGAUUUUUUUUAAAUUAAAAAAAUACGGAUGAGCUGUCCGAGCCGAUCGCGUCGUCUCCCUCUCCCUGGAGUUGCUUAUUAAAGUUAACAAUGAUUGACAGACGUUUAAUUUGGAACUUGCCAGAGAAGCUUUUCUAGGGGAAGAAAAAUUUUGAACAGGAGGGCAUUUAAAAAAAAAUAACAGGAAAACCCUAACUGGAGGUGAGAGCACACGAAAGCAGAAUUAAAGACGCCAUGAUUUUAAUGAUAUUAUCGCGUACUUACCUCUUUUAGAUCCAAAAAUUCCAUGUAGCAUGUAUCACUGAGUGUCAAGACACAGCUGUGAAUGGCCAGAGCCGAUAUAUAUACUACGUGUCCCAUGAUCACUCUUUGCCCACGUAGCCAAUCGCAUUGGACUUGGUAGAUCUAACGUAGCACAUCUAGUUUGCUAUUUGAUGAUAUCUAAUGUGCGUGCGCGAGUGUUGUCGGAGCAUUAAAAAAAUUAACAAACGUCACAGAAGUCACGUCUGCUCAUUACUGCACAACACCAGCUUAUGACAAUCGACUUUCAUAAACAGGACGAGUUUAAAGAGCAUACGACAGGAGAAAAAAAGUCUUAAAUGGCAUUAUUAUGUGAAUUAGAAUCAUAUUUUGAGACGAUUCGACUAUAUACAACAAUUUAGCAAAGCGCAGAUGACGAGAAAUUAGUCUUUUAAUCUGCCGGUUAGCCACGCCUACCAUUAUAGGGCUUUAGCGUCCCCAACAGGUGGAUGACGUCAGCGGUAGACUGGGCUCAUCGGUUUUACUAUUCAGCCCAUUGAGGGGGAAUUAUACAGAACGAGGAAAACGCGACGAAGAGAGCCGCAAAAUAUCAUUGUUUCAGUCUCUACUCCAAUAUUUUUACAGGAUAUUUUUUUUAUCAAAGUAUUUUUCCCCAA
Molecule: messenger RNA, 4341 nt
Organism: Corythoichthys intestinalis (scribbled pipefish)
Lineage: Eukaryota; Metazoa; Chordata; Actinopteri; Syngnathiformes; Syngnathidae
Gene: chadlb
Product: chondroadherin-like b
Exons: 11
Coding region: 553-2841 (762 amino acids)
Cellular component (GO): extracellular matrix
Molecular function (GO): protein binding
Source: RefSeq, a predicted model, not a curated record